AUGCAGCCCCAGCCCCCCGCGGCCGCCCGCUCUGGGGUCUCACCCCGCCGUGUCCUGCGGGUACCAAAGGAAAAGGGACUUGCGUGGGCGACCCCGGGGGGGGGCCGGAGCGCCCGGCCCAGACUGGCCAGCCUGGUCAUCGAGGAGGCCAACUGGCUCACACUGGAGAAGGACCUGGAGAAGCCAGGGGAUGGGUUUGAUGCAGUCAUCUGCCUGGGCAACUCCUUCGCACACCUGCCUGACUUCGUCAUCGAGGAGGCCAACUGGCUCACACUGGAGAAGGACCUGGAGAAGCCAGGGGAUGGGUUUGAUGCAGUCAUCUGCCUGGGCAACUCCUUCGCACACCUGCCUGACUUCAAAGGGGACCAGAGUGACCACAAGCUGGCCCUGAGGAACAUCGCCAGCAUGGUGCGGCCUGGGGGUGUCCUGGUCAUCGACCACCGCAACUAUGACCACAUCCUGGCCACGGGCUGUGCGCCGCCUGGCAAGAACAUCUACUACAAGAGUGACUUGACCAAGGACAUCACCACCUCGGUGCUACUGGUAAACAACAAGGCACACAUGGUGACCCUGGACUACACAGUGCAGGUCCCCCCCACCGAGGCGGGGGCAGCCCCAGAGCUGAGCAAGUUUCGGCUCUCGUACUACCCGCACCGGCUGGAGGCCUUCACGGCCCUGCUGAAAGGCGCCUUCCAGGGGAAGUGCCAGCACAGCGUGCUGGGAGACUUCCAGCCCUACACGCCGGGGCAGGCCCACGUCCCUUGCUACUUCAUCCACGUCGUGAAGAAGACGGCCUGAGGGAGCCGUAGGGACGAGACUGUGGUGGCUGAGAGCUGCGAGUGGCUCUGGGGACAAGCAGGGGGUUGGGGCCAUCACCGAGAGCCCUCACCCGUUAAUUAAGACCACUCGUGAGAGCUACC
Molecule: messenger RNA, 920 nt
Organism: Aptenodytes forsteri (emperor penguin)
Lineage: Eukaryota; Metazoa; Chordata; Aves; Sphenisciformes; Spheniscidae
Product: glycine N-methyltransferase
Exons: 6
Coding region: 1-798 (265 amino acids)
Biological process (GO): protein homotetramerization; S-adenosylmethionine metabolic process; regulation of gluconeogenesis
Cellular component (GO): cytosol
Molecular function (GO): S-adenosyl-L-methionine binding; glycine N-methyltransferase activity; glycine binding
Source: RefSeq, a predicted model, not a curated record